CUCCCGAGUCCCUUUAAUAAUCAGUUAGCAGCCUGGCUGCCUGCCUGUGUCUGUUCGACCUGUUGUUGCCAAUAACCUUCCUCAACCGCGAUAUCGUGUUUGCAAUUUAUUCCUCCUGCCAGACCAUGCAGACUACCUCCUGUGAGAAAAGUAUAGACCACUUGUUGGUGUGUUCAUUAUCUUAGAAAAACAGUGUUUUGGUUUGAGGUAACGCAGUUGAUCACUCCUUGAACGGGUCUGUUUUACCAGAAGAUAAACACCACCCUCCAUUUGUCUAUUAACAUUCGGCCAACUGCAACAUCUGGCACAUCUGGCAUUCAAGAAGGUACGCGCGGCCAAUAUAAAGGCACUGUUUUCAACAAAGGCUGAGUUUUUCAUGAGGUAGAGGCAAGUGCUGAGUCAUGGCGAGUGUUACAACACGCACUGUGCUGAUAACGGGAGCUAACAGAGGCCUGGGCUUGGAAAUGGUUAAACAAAUGGUUGAAGGUCCCUCGCCCUUGCCAUAUUUGUUUGCCUGUUGCAGAGAACCGGAUGGACCCAGAGGAAAGGAAUUGCAAGCACUGGCCAAGAGCCACCCUGAUGCGAUCACCGUCAUUCAACUAGAUGUCGCCGACCUCUGCAGCAUAAAAAAGUGUGCGGAGAGGGUAGGCUCCCUGGUGGGGCCAGGGGGCCUCAACCUGUUGAUCAACAAUGCAGCGGUUCUUUUCCAUGGCACUUUUCAGAGCACCAGUCCAGAGGACAUGCUAACUACCUUCAACACCAACGUCGUUGGCCCAAUGAGCCUCACUAAAGUGAGGGAAGGAGGGAGGAAGUUCUUACGGCUGUAUUUCUACAUAGUGAUGGAGCUCCUCCCUCACCUACGAGCAGCAGCUUUGGCCAGCAGGACACCAGGGAUGUCUUGCAGUAAAGCAGUCGUGGUCAACCUCUCUAGCAUGGCUGGAAGCAUGACCGGUACUCCUGAAAGCUACAGCAGGUUCCCUGUGAUGUCAUACCGCAUCAGCAAGGCGGCUUUGAACAUGCUGACCAUCUGCUCUGCCUUAGAGUUCCAGAAGGAUAAUAUCUUGUCUGUUCUCCUGCACCCUGGCUGGGUGAGAACCGACAUGGGCGGAAAAGAGGCGGACAUUGACAAGCUAGAAAGUGUAGGAGGCCUGCUAAGCGUGAUCGAUUCCCUGACAGAGAAGCACAAUGGAGCCAUCCUGGACUAUAAGGGUGUGUCAUUGCCAUGGUAGUCCUACAUAUAUAGCUCCAUUGUUGGAUGCUGAGUGUAUAUUCCAUGUUAUUAUUAUCUUUUACAAUACUUAAAACUUUAUAAUCACAUGUGUAAUACCAAUUUAUACAACUAUAACAUGAGUCUAAUGCUCAUGUCAUCAUUGGCUAUUGGCUAUAAGCAUUGUUUUAUAAUAACAUCUGAAUAAACUUUUAAACUUAAAA
Molecule: messenger RNA, 1431 nt
Organism: Gadus macrocephalus (Pacific cod)
Lineage: Eukaryota; Metazoa; Chordata; Actinopteri; Gadiformes; Gadidae
Product: C-signal-like
Exons: 6
Coding region: 402-1229 (275 amino acids)
Source: RefSeq, a predicted model, not a curated record